AUGGCGCCUACUACACGCAAUGGUACGGCCCAGCCCGGAGAGCCUUCCAAUAACCGGAACUCCCCUUCUCGCCACAACCCCCUUGUGGACGACGACGACAAUGCCCCUGAUUUUCAAUCAGCAGGCGGUUCCGGGAAUGAUGCAUCCCAAGCAGGCGAUAACCAUGAUCAAGGCCAAGAUUGUCCCGAAGCUGACCCCGGAAUGCAGCUCACUGGCCAGCUCAAGUCGACCGAGCAACGCCAGUAUACGCAGGCUAGCCAGCAAGUGCUGGCUUUGCAAAGAGAGCUUGACAAAAUUAAACAUGACCUCGCUGCCGCUCAGCGAGCUAUAACUGCCUUAAUUGAAAACGUCCCGGUCAAGGAGACCCUGGACAAUUCCUCCGGAAGGGAAGAAACCCCCCUUCGCCGUCAGAGAAAGCCUACCGCCUUCUCUAUGAGAGAGCAGGCAGCUCCUGCUCCACCAACAGCUGCUCAGCAAGAAGCAGCCGCCCUCAGAUAUCUCUCCUUUGUGGAAGAUAUGACAAGAUUGGGAAGAAAAAGAGCCCAGUUCAAAUUCCCAGCCCUCACUGGCAUGGCCAACUAUCGAGUCUGGGCACAAAACGUCAAGCUCCUGAUGAACCAAAACCUGCUUAAACAAAUCAUCGAAGGACAGGCAGGCAGCCUGCCAAUUGAUCAUCCCCAGUACUACUAUCUCCAAUUGCUAAAAAGAGAUGCCCAAUUGAUGAUUGCGAACGCCGUCAGUGCUCGCAUCAAUAAAAAUCUUAGCUUUUCCGAAGAUCCAGAGCCAGAGAGGAUCUGGAAGUCAUUGAAAGAUCAAUAUGAGACUGAAGAAGUCUUCAAACCGCGCAGGAAGGAGCAACAGCUAUCAAGAAAACGAUAUGCUCCAAAUAACACUGAAUUUCUCCAUGAAAAUCCGAGCUAUUCCCGGCUUGACCACUUGGCGACGAACCCUAGGGUUUGA
Molecule: messenger RNA, 960 nt
Organism: Penicillium samsonianum
Lineage: Eukaryota; Fungi; Ascomycota; Eurotiomycetes; Eurotiales; Aspergillaceae
Exons: 1
Coding region: 1-960 (319 amino acids)
Source: RefSeq, a predicted model, not a curated record